Messenger RNA from Polyodon spathula (Mississippi paddlefish), 911 nucleotides. RefSeq names its product ADP-ribosylation factor-like 11 (gene arl11). The transcript has a single exon. Bases 370 to 903 code for a protein of 177 amino acids. Gene Ontology annotation, biological process: vesicle-mediated transport; intracellular protein transport. NCBI's taxonomy places the organism in Eukaryota, Metazoa, Chordata, Actinopteri, Acipenseriformes, Polyodontidae. Gene Ontology annotation, molecular function: GTPase activity; GTP binding. Gene Ontology annotation, cellular component: cytoplasm. The record is from RefSeq and is a predicted model, not a curated record.
UUUGUUAUCUCCCCAUUUCAAGUACCUUGUACUCAGGUAUCUUGCUCUACUUUGCAGAGAGACACACACACGCAGAGAGAAGAGCAUAUUGUGCCAGUUGCUUCUUUCUUUGAACGGAUCCUAUUUUGCAUUUCAUUGGUAACUCUGAAAACAAAUAUUUAGGACGAUCUGCAGAUGAUAGAGAUUAGUUCUCCAACUUCUUCUUUUAAAUGCAAAGUGGUGGGGAGCUGCCAACUUUCAGUUUGUUAUUGGCAACCAAUGUUUCAUGUGACCCUAUCAAUCUUUUUGUUGUUGUGCAAGAGGAGGUGUUUUUGAGGAACUGGUGCGGAAACAUUGCUCAUACAGCUUUAGACUGCGAGGACUGCUACCAUGGGAACUGUCAGCUCGAGAAGGGCUCACAAAAGGUCCACCAGGGUGCUAUUGAUGGGCCUGGAUUCAUCGGGCAAGUCCACACUUCUAUACAAACUCAAACUCAACCAGACUGUGCAAACCUCGCCCACUAUUGGCUUCAAUGUGGAAAUGCUGGAGCUGGAGAAACACCUCUCCCUGACGGUCUGGGAUGUGGGUGGCCAGGUCCAGAUGAGGCCCAACUGGAAGCACUUCUUAGAGGACAGCGACGGCUUGGUCUUUGUGGUGGACAGCACGGACGAGGCAAGGCUGGAGGAGGCCAAAAAGGAGCUGAAGCAGGUCUUGAAGCAUGACAACAUGAAAGAGAUCCCAUUAAUGGUGCUGGCCAACAAGCAGGAUAUACCCAGCUCUCUGUCCAUCAGGGAGAUUGCUCUCAGGUUGAACCUCAAGAGCUACGACAACAGAAACUGGGAGAUCCAGGGCUGCAGUGCUUAUACUGGGGAGGGACUAAAGGAGGCAUUUCAGUCUGUUUCGGAAUUAAUUAGAACCAAGUAAAACCUUAG